ACUGUCGCUGGAGAGCAGAGGAGAGGAGAGGAGAGAGGGAUAAAAAAAAAAAAAAAAGAAAAAGGGAAAAGCAGUGAAAUGGUGUAAAACCAGAGCGAGUCCAGCCCGAGUGAGGGGACGAACGAGGAGGGACGACGCAGGAGGAUUAUUCUUCUUUGUCUCCGUGUUGUUAAAGUCCGUAAACUCCCGCUUUUUGAUGCUGUCCUCACGGAGGUCUGAGCCAAUAACGGACUUAUUGGUCGGCUGAACCAUGCAGAGGCUGCUGCUCCUGAGUUUGCUGCUGAGUUUCCAAACUGUGUGGACAGCGAGAUUCUCUCAGGAGCCGGCAGACCAGUCGGUGGUGCGGGGCCAGAGGGUGAUCCUGUCCUGUGUUGUCUUCAACUACUCUGGCAUUGUUCAGUGGACCAAAGAUGGCCUGGCUCUGGGCAUCGGAGAGGACCUCCGGGCCUGGCCCAGGUAUCGUGUGCUGCGGGUCCAGGAGCUGGGCCAGUACAACCUGGAGAUCCUGUCAGCUGAUCUGUCUGAUGACUCGCUGUACGAAUGCCAGGCCCCUGAUGCCGCUCUGAGGUCCAGGAGGGCCAAACUCACCGUCCUCAUCCCCCCAGACGACCCGGUGAUCGAUGGGGGUCCCGAGGUGUUGCUGAAUGCGGGGGAGUCCUACAACCUGAGUUGUGUGUCUCGAGGGGCCAAACCGCCUUCUAUGAUCGAGUGGCUUAAAGACGGUCUGCCUGUGGAGGGGGCUGCCAGCAACACUGAGGUGCUUCCAGACAGGAAGAGGGUGACCACACGUAGCUACCUGCCUAUCCAGCCCGUUGACACCGACACUGGGAGGAACUACAGCUGCGUGGCCUCCAACCUGGCUGUUCCCACCGGCAAAAGCACAACCGUCACCCUCAACGUGCACCAUCCACCGACAGUGACCUUGUCCAUUGAGCCUCGCUCUGUCCUAGAAGGGGACAGAGUCACCUUCACCUGCCAGGCUCACGCCAACCCUCCUAUUAUGGGCUACAGGUGGGCUAAAGGCGGCGUGGUGCUGCAGGGUGCCAGGGAGAGUGUGUUCACCACCAAGGCCGACCACUCCUUCUUCACCGAGCCUGUCUCCUGUCUGGUUUUCAACGCUGUGGGAAAGACCAACGUCAGCAUCUUGGUGGACGUUCACUUCGGCCCGAUCCUGUUGGUGGAGCCGCAGCCAAAAACAGUCGAUGUCGACUCUGAUGUCACCCUCAACUGCAAAUGGGCUGGAAACCCUCCGCUCACACUCACCUGGUUCAAAAAGGGUUCAAACAUGGUUCUGAGUAACAGCAACCAGCUGUAUCUGAAGUCGGUGAGCCAGGCGGAUGCUGGCCAGUAUGUAUGCAAGGCCAUCGUCCCACGGAUUGGAGUAGGAGAGACUGAGGUCACCCUCACAGUCAACGGUCCACCUAUCAUCUCCAGUGAUCCGGUCCAGUAUGCUGUGAGAGGGGAGAGAGGAGAGGUGAAAUGCUACAUCGCCAGCACACCUCCUCCAGAUAAGAUAGUGUGGGCCUGGAAGGAGAACGUGUGGGAGAAAGAGAAAGGGACGCUGCUGGAGAGGUACACGGUGGAGCAGAGCAAACCGUCAGCAGAGGGCGGCGGCGUCCUCUCCACCCUCACCAUCAACAACGUGAUGGAGUCGGACUUUCUGUCCAGCUACAACUGCACGGCCUGGAACUCGUUCGGACCGGGCACCAUGAUCAUCACACUGGAGGAGACUGAGGAGGUUCCAGUGGGGAUAAUAGCUGGUGGGACGGUGGGCUCCACAAUCCUCUUGUUCAUCUUUCUGCUGGUCCUUGUUCUUAUCUUCUACCGGCAACGCAAAGGCAGUCGGCGCGGGGUCACGCUGGGUAAGCCCGACAUUAAGGUGGAGACGAUAAACAAGGAGACCCACAGCUUGGAGGAGGACUCCGGCAGCGUGUCCACAGCUUCGCGCAUGGUCAAGGCCAUGUACUCGUUUCUCCCCUCUGUGUCCUUCUCUCCCUCCAAUCAGCCCUUUAAAGAUGACAUAGAGCUCAAGUCCGACCUCCGCAGUGACACUCUGGACACCCGCCAGGAGUACGACCUAAAGGACCCCACCAAUGGCUACUACAAUGUGCGAGCCUCCACCCACGACGAAGUCCGCCCUGCGUCCCGCUCCACCAUGCACUACUCUGACUACCGCUCCCCUGCAGGAACACCCGGGGGAGCAGCGUCCAUCAGCAGCAGCACUGGAGGCUCGGGAGCAACAGCCAGCGGAGGAGCCCCUGGUCCUCCUGGCCCCCUUACCUCCCCCGGUCGCCCGCAAGCCUGCUACGACCCCCGACCGCCCUCCAGACUGUCCCAUAUCAGCUACGCCCAGUUCAACACCUUCACCCGUGGGGGCCAGACCCAGCAGCCCCCAGCUAACCCUGCCCCGCCACCCAGUGACUUCCCUGGAGACUGUAGCCUCCUGGACUCCACUUCUCAGCUGGCCUAUGACAACUAUGGAUACCCCUCACACUACCAGACCUACCGCAUGGGUUUUGCUCCGUCCAGCCUGGCCCCUCUGGAGGCCGGCCCAUCCUAUGAAAUGUACGGGGUGGGAUCUGGUGUGGGGAGCCCUGGGGUCGGGGUUGGCCCGGGGGGCCCAGCUCCCUCAGGGUCAGAGACUGGACUAGGGAAGUAUGGCAGCUCCACUCGCUUCUCCUACACCUCGCAACACUCUGACUACUCCCACAGCCGACACACACAAAGGAUGCAGACUCACGUGUGAGACGGAGACGAAUAACCACCUCACAGUCUUAGCUGAGCAUGAGGAAGCAUCUUAUAAAUAGCGCCACACCUAAAACGCACACACAAUCACAGAUUUACAUGCACACAUUUUUUACACGCUAUCACGAAUACGCUAACACAAACACGACUACAGAACACAAAAAAACAUCACACACACACACACACACACACACACCCAUGCACAAAGUCAGAAAACCAUGCCCGUGAGACAGAGAGGGUAUGAGAAACGCAGAGGCAAAGGGAGCAAAAAAAAAAAGAGAGUAGAAAAGAAGGAGUUUUAGUGAGACAGGGAAGGGAAAUUCCAAACAGUUUUGAAUUCCCUCACUCCCGAUGUGUUUGUAUAUCUGAGCUCUGAAAGAGCAGACAGCGCAAGUCACAAUCAAGACUGGGAAAGAGAGCAAGAACCUGAAAGAGGACGAGAGAUCACAGAUCUUUGGAGCCCAUAGCCUUUGCUAUGAACUGACAUUGUAAAAUGAUGAGAGAACGUCUUAAAGCAAACUGACUGUCAAAUAUGGUACACGCUGAUCAGAAGAAACCUCAACCAGUGGAAGUCAUUUCUGGCCGCCAUUUUUCAAUAAUGUUUUUUAUUUUUCUUUUGCUGGUUGUCUUAUUCCGUGAUCAUAGAGCACAUAUAUAUAUAUAGUAUCCCAAAAUGCCCUUCUGUACAGUGGUACCUGCCAUCAGGCCUGUUGGGCAGGGUGGGGGGGAGCGUAUUGGGGCCGGGGAGGGGUUGGGAGGGUUUGUCAUCAUUUUGCACUGCAUCUACAGUAUUCAUGCUUAGACGUCCCUUAUCUAUAUCUGUGUUAUGUCUUCUUUUUAUUUGCACACCAGACUAGAGCUUUGUAUUCUAUUUUUUAACAUUACAGAAUUAUUUUUGUCAAUGUAAAACAUGUAAUGUGUAUGUAUGGACCAAAAGUUUGAACGUGAGCGCACAUAAACUUGGGCAUUCGCCUGAGCGAGAUCCACUGA
Molecule: messenger RNA, 3735 nt
Organism: Stegastes partitus (bicolor damselfish)
Lineage: Eukaryota; Metazoa; Chordata; Actinopteri; Pomacentridae
Gene: kirrel1a
Product: kirre like nephrin family adhesion molecule 1a
Exons: 15
Coding region: 251-2746 (831 amino acids)
Biological process (GO): cell-cell adhesion
Cellular component (GO): plasma membrane; cell-cell junction
Molecular function (GO): cell adhesion molecule binding
Source: RefSeq, a predicted model, not a curated record